Mesorhabditis spiculigera is the source of this 399-nucleotide messenger RNA. The record is from the annotation of a GenBank genome assembly. Lineage: Eukaryota; Metazoa; Nematoda; Chromadorea; Rhabditida; Rhabditidae.
AUGCUUCGUCUGUGGUUCUUCUUAGGACUCUUGCUCCUCGCUCAGGCCUCAAGGCCGGCCCCGGGCCUGGGUAUGGGCAAACCAUGCCGUAUCGGAGGCCCGGCAUGCCAACAGACCCUGUUCUGCUGCACGGAUCCGAAUGUGAGGAACAGAGAAAGCAGCCAAAUGGCCUUUAACUGUAACUUUCUGGCCUUUCUUCUCCUUUCUGUGGCACUUUGCGAAAUAGCUUUCGCCGUUGACGAGAGCUCUUUAACCCGAUCCGGAAAUCACGUAGCCGGCGGAAAAACCUGUCGAAUUGGGGAAACACCCUGUGAGCCGGGAUAUUUUUGCUGUGCAUCGAAGAAGUCUAUUUUUACCGGCAGCUGCAAACCGAUGAUCGAGAAAAAUGUGCUGCAAUGC